CCUGAGGGCGGGCGGGCCUGCGGCAGUGGGAAGAAAGAAGGAAAUUGUCCCGGAUUCCUGCAAGUCAGUGCCUGGGAGAUUCCAUAAAGAGAGCACGGCCGAGGGCGUAGGGCGGAGACCGUCGCGGGUCCGGAGGCGCCUCCGCCGUCUCUCCUACUCCCAGCCCGCUUUCCAAGACACACGUCCCGCCCGCAGCUCCUUUCGAUGCAGCGAGCCGCACAACGUCAGGCAAGAGAAGAGGAAGGAAUUAACCCGGAGUGUUGAAGGUCGAUUUGAGGGACUUAGUCCCCGUGUUUUCGAUUUGUCAUCCUGCAGGUCGGCUGUAGCAGGUGGCACUACUUGAAGCAAAGGGAGGAAGUUUCCCCAAAUCGGUAGAGAUCGGAGAGAUUGUUGGGCGUGGCACACCUCCAGGAAGGGGAGGGCAAGCAGCCUGUCUUGAGGAGGUCUCUACCUCAGGAAUCAGCUAUUGUGAGCUUGAAGUGGCAGAAGACCCUCACCCUCCACAGGCCGGCACCCAGGCCCUCGGCCCUUUACCCCAACCCUGAGUGACUACUCUAUUUGUUGGUCCCUGCAGUUGUCAGGGACGAUUGCAUGGGCUACGCUAGGAAAGUAGGUUGGGUGACUGCAGGCCUAGUGAUUGGAGCUGGUGCCUGCUACUGUAUUUAUAGACUAACCCGGGGAAGAAAGCAGAACAAGGAGAAAAUGGCUGAGGGUGGGUCUGCAGAGGCUGAUGAUGCUGGGGACUGUACUGGGAUCAGGUACAAUGAGUGGUCUGACGACGAUGAUGACAGCAAUGAAAACAAGAGCAUAGUAUGGUACCCACCUUGGGCCCGGAUUGGGACUGAGGCUGGGACUAGAGCUAGGGCCAGAGCAAGGGCCAGGGCUACCCGAGCACGUCGCGCUGUCCAGAAACGUGCCUCCCCUAAUUCAGAUGAUACAAUUUUGUCCCCUCAAGAGCUGCAGAAAGUUCUUUGCUUGGUUGAGAUGUCUGAAAAGCCUUACAUUCUUGAAGCAGCUUUAAUUGCUUUGGGUAAUAAUGCUGCCUAUGCAUUUAACAGAGAUAUUAUUCGUGAUUUGGGUGGUCUCCCAAUUGUUGCAAAGAUUCUCAAUACUCGUGAUCCCAUUGUGAAGGAAAAGGCUUUAAUUGUCCUGAAUAACUUGAGUGUGAAUACUGAAAAUCAGCGCAGGCUUAAGAUAUACAUGAAUCAAGUGUGUGAUGAUACAGUUACUUCUCGCUUGAACUCAUCUGUGCAGCUGGCAGGACUAAGACUGCUUACAAAUAUGACUGUUACUAAUGAGUAUCAGCACAUGCUUGCUAAUUCCAUUUCAGAUUUUUUCCGUUUAUUUUCAGCAGGAAAUGAAGAAACCAGACUGCAGGUUUUGAAACUCCUUUUGAAUCUGGCUGAAAAUCCAGCCAUGGCUAGAGACCUAUUCAGGGCCCAAGUACCAUCUUCACUGAGUUCCCUCUUUAAUAAGAAGGAGAACAAAGACAUUAUUUUGAAACUUCUGAUCAUCUUUGAGAAUGUCAUUGACAACUUUAAAUGGGAUGAAAAUGAGCUUACUCAGAAUCAAUUUGAGGAAGGUUCACUUUUUUCCUUUUUGAAAGAAUUUCAAGUAUGUGCUGAUAAGGUUCUGGGAAUAGAAAGUCACCAUGAUUUUUUGGCAAAAGUGAGAGUUGGAAAAUUCAUGGCUAAACUGGCUGAGCGUAUGUUCCCCAAGGGUCAGGAAUAACUUCUGGAUUUUGUAGUUUAGAAGCCACACACGUUGUGAGCUAUACCUUUUCUCCACCUUGUUUAUAUGGUAAAGGAAUCCUUUCAGCUGUCAGUUUGGAAUAGUGAAUACCAUAUUAUAUCAUCAGUGCUGACAUUUAACCUAGUUGGACUUCAGGUUUUACUGGAUGAAUGAGUAUCACUACUUGUUAUGAAAACAUGUUUGUUGCUUUUUACUUCGCAGCCUAGAAUGGAAUAUUUUUACUAUUUCCUCUGCAUAAGUGACAGUGAAUCAAUUUGUCAUAAGUAAGCUCCCUCUACUGUCAUUUUUGUUGAUUUCAUUUGUGUAUCAUUAAUAAAGCUGUGUGUUAAUGCUCUAGUGACAAAAAGAAUGAAAGAAGAAACUCGCCUUAGUCUUUUGGUUUAUAAUCUAGUUGGAGAGGUAAGAAACAUACAAAAUGAAAGAAAUCUGAGACAAUUUAGAGCAUGCACUUAUUGUCAAGUGUGCUCUGUCAGAGCACAUGGAGGCAUAGGCUUUUGCAGAACAUACUGCUUGGAGGAGGCAGCCACUGUACAUGAGCUCAGAAGGUGGCAGGUUGGGUGGGUGUUCCAUGAGACAGGAAUAAGGGAGCAAUGGUGUGAGAAAAGCAUUGACAUAGAAAUCUUUCUAUGACAGCUUAGAGCAAAGAAUGUGAGCAGUAGGAAUAAGUGCUUUGGAAAAAUGGAGAAAACCAGUUUGGGAGAGCUGUUUGACUAUUAUCCGAUUGAAUACAAGCAGCCAAAAAUUUUUGACCAGAAAAUAAUUGGGAGCCAUCUAAAAACUCCCACCUUGCCUUUAACACCCUACAGUGUCAACGAAGGUGUGGCUAAAUGAGCCUUCUGAAACCCUGGUGGUGACUAUUUGAUACUACAUAUCAUAAACCUUAGAAUAUGUAAACACCUCAUCUUGAGAAGUGAUCAAGUAAUUGACCAAAGAUGAUGUGUAUAAGGUUGUUCAUCCCUGCCCUGUCUCAGCUGGUAAAAAUUGGAAACUACAUAAAUGUCUAGCACACUGGAUUGGUCGCAUAAGUUAAGGAAUGUUCACAGAGUAGGCUAUGGAAAAUAUGCU
This is a messenger RNA of Ochotona curzoniae (black-lipped pika), 2817 nucleotides long. RefSeq names its product armadillo repeat containing X-linked 3 (gene ARMCX3). NCBI's taxonomy places the organism in Eukaryota, Metazoa, Chordata, Mammalia, Lagomorpha, Ochotonidae. The record is from RefSeq and is a predicted model, not a curated record. The transcript is spliced from 5 exons. Gene Ontology annotation, molecular function: protein binding. The coding region runs from base 592 to 1731 and encodes 379 amino acids. Gene Ontology annotation, cellular component: mitochondrion.